This is a messenger RNA of Diabrotica virgifera virgifera (western corn rootworm), 1426 nucleotides long. Its product is annotated as putative gustatory receptor 28b. Gene Ontology annotation, cellular component: dendrite; axon; neuronal cell body. The record is from RefSeq and is a predicted model, not a curated record. NCBI's taxonomy places the organism in Eukaryota, Metazoa, Arthropoda, Insecta, Coleoptera, Chrysomelidae. The coding region runs from base 57 to 953 and encodes 298 amino acids. The transcript is spliced from 6 exons. Gene Ontology annotation, biological process: sensory perception of taste.
ACUCAAUGGGAAAACGCCGAAGAAGACAAUGAGGCUUAUAUGGUUCUUCUUUUCUGAUGAGCUUGAUGGUGAUUUGGUUGAACGAGUUAAUUAUAUUUGACAGGAAGAUAUUGAAAUCAUAUGUGAACAUCAACUUUCAACAAGAAUAUUUAAUAAUAUUCUUAAUAUCUCUGAUCCUUAGUACUAUUAGUUUAAGCACAACAGUAUUUAUUUUCGCAGUAGAUAUACUGUGCUUUUUUCCUAGUAGUUUUAAAAGCGUAUCCGCAAAUAUAUGCUAUUGUGCCCCCAUAAUGGCGACUAAUAUGUUCUUCUUGAAAAUAUGUGCAAUGUUGUUGAUAAUGAAGCAAAGGUUUAAAUGGAUAAACCAUGGAAUAGAAAAUUUAAAGCACAUGUCUGAUGAAAAAUCAGCCUUCUACUACGCGAUUCACACAUUUGAUAAGAAUUUUCAAGUUAUGUGUUUGCAAGAACAGCAAAUACAUGCAUUGGAGGAGUUACGCAUCAAACAUUACAAAAUCCACUGUUUGACCGAAGAAAUAAACUCGAUGUUUGCUUUUCCUAUUCUAUUCAGUUUCAUCCAACUUGUUUUAGGAUUUCAAAAUUAUAGUUUGUAUUUCAUAAGAGUUCCAUCUACAAUGUUUGCUCAAAAAACUACAAAAUUGUACUCGUUUUUUGGCAAAGGAAUCAUUGCAAUUUAUACAGGACAGUUGGUAGCAAUAUCUUAUAUUUGUUCUUGGCUAAACUAUGAGGCACAUAGAACCGGAAGCAUUUUAGAAAGAUUUAAACAUAUAUCCAAUGAGAUAGAUGAAUAUAUACGAUUCUUCUUACAUCAAUUACUUCACACAGAAGUAAAUAUAACAGCAUGUAAUCUGUUUACCAUCAAUGCAUCAUUAAUAUUUAGUGUGGCAAGUGCCUUUACUUCAUAUUUAGUACUUUGUGUACAACUGCACAUAUAAGCUGACUCUCGUAACAACAGUACCUAAUAGUUAGUAUCUUAAGUACGUUAUGUAUUAAAUGUCAAAUAUUUUUAUAUAGGUAGUUCUUAAAAUACUGAAUUCAAAUAAACACAAUAUGUCAUAUAACUAAGAAAAUUUUAAAUUGAUGACAAGCUCCUACUAUAAUACGGGUGGGGGCGGGGGCUGAGUCCCCACUACCUAAAGAUAGGGAUAUUGAAUCGACCUUUGGGGCAGAAUUACGAGCCAUUUAUGAACUUUCGAAGUGGUAUAGUUUCAAUUUUUGAGCUCAUUUCCUUCAUCCCCAAACAACCCUUUAAUUGAUAUAACUUAAGAGAAUAAUGCUGAGAAAAAUUCAAAUAUAUCGUAUAGCGUAUUCUAAGAAUAAACUCUUAAAUCAAGCUCUUAAACUUCGAUUAUUGAGCUACAACCUCUCCGCAAGAACCCCAUCUUCCCAACAUAAAAGAGAAUUGUAC